Messenger RNA from Amblyraja radiata (thorny skate), 3274 nucleotides. RefSeq names its product protein phosphatase 2, regulatory subunit B'', beta (gene ppp2r3b). NCBI's taxonomy places the organism in Eukaryota, Metazoa, Chordata, Chondrichthyes, Rajiformes, Rajidae. Gene Ontology annotation, cellular component: protein phosphatase type 2A complex. The coding region runs from base 550 to 1962 and encodes 470 amino acids. Gene Ontology annotation, biological process: protein dephosphorylation. Gene Ontology annotation, molecular function: protein phosphatase regulator activity; calcium ion binding. The record is from RefSeq and is a predicted model, not a curated record. The transcript is spliced from 14 exons.
GCUGAAUGCCACUUAGAGGUUGGAUCAACAAGGAAAAUGAAACUUAUUUGACUGAACAGCCUAUUGGCGCACAACUGGAAAUUUCAGUCGGUCGAGCUACCGUCAGUCAUCUGUAACAGAAGAAAAGUAGUUGAUAGCUGUGGCUAUAAAUUCGAGCUUCGGUGCAUUCUUUUAUAUUUCAGUGUGACUUGUCCAGAUUGAUUAUUACUUGUCAGCGAGGCUGGGUCGCAAACAACAGGUUUGUUUCUUUACAUAACCAGCCAUUAAGACUUUGGAAUGUGACUGCGCAAAAGGCUGGCCCCAAAGUGACUUCAGUUUCAGCACUUUGUCUACGCCAAGAUCUGUGUGAUGUAUGGAGCAGUAUGUUAAGCGUACUUUAAUAUCGUUACACAGAAUCACAGAUGGUGUUUGAGGUCAAGACUGGAUUUGAUAAAACUGGAACUAGCUGAUAUUAUGUAGCCAAAUUUUAUGGUUCAUUUUGUUUGGACCUUUCUUCUUUUUGACAUAGUCUCUCCAAUCUGAAACUAUAUACGCAUCCCAGCUUUGACAAUGAUGAUAAAGGACACUUCACUGCGCCAAGAUCCAGAUCUCGGGAAGGAGUUGGCUUUGCUCGCUCGGGGAUGUGACCUUGUCUUUCCGUCAAGAUUCAAGAAGAGGCUGAAGGCUUUUCAGCAAGUUCAGGUUCAAGCAAAGAAAGAGAGCCUCUUGCCUCCGACACUGAGCGAGUGCAUUCCAAAAUUUUAUUUUCCUCAAGGGUGCCCUAAGAAAACAUUUAAUGUAGAUGCAGUAAUUGCCAGAAUAGAAAAUGCUUUUGUUGAGUUUGAGAAUGAAAAAGCAACCUUGGAAGAUAUGGGAAAAAUUGCCAAGGCAUGUGACUGCCCUCUGUAUUGGAAAUCCCCGUUGUUUUGCGCUGCUGGUGGGGAAAGAACUGGAUAUGUAUCUGUCCAUAAGUUUAUUGCAAUGUGGAGGAAAAUCUUGCAAAACUGCCAUGAUGAUGUUUCUAAAUUCGUACAUCUUCUGUCAAAACCUGGAUGCAACUACUUGGAGCAGGAUGACUUCAUUCCAUUGAUACAGGAUGUGGUGAAUGCACACCCUGGGCUAACGUUUCUCAGAGAAGCAACAGAAUUUCACACUCGAUACGUCACCACAGUCAUACAGAGAAUAUUUUACACAGUAAACAGAUCAUGGACAGGACGUAUGACAUGUACUGAAAUUAGGAAAAGUAACCUUCUGCAGAAUCUAGCCUUAUUGGAAGAGGAAGAUGACAUUAAUCAGCUGACAGAAUUUUUCUCCUAUGAGCACUUUUAUGUGAUCUAUUGUAAGUUCUGGGAACUUGACACUGACCAUGACCUCUACAUUGAUCAGAAGGACCUGGCAAGACAUAAUGAUGAUGCUAUAUCGAGCAGAAUGAUAGAAAGGAUUUUCUCUGGAGCCGUUACAAGGCAUAAGAAUACUAGAAAAGAAAGGAAAAUUGGUUAUGCAGACUUUGUGUGGUUUUUGAUUUCAGAAGAGGAUAAAAAGACACCAACCAGUAUUGAGUACUGGUUUCGCUGUUUGGACCUCGAUGGAGAUGGAGUGCUAUCCAUGUAUGAACUGGACUAUUUCUACGAGGAACAGUGCAAGAAGCUUGAAUGCAUGUCUAUUGAACCAUUGCCUUUUGAGGACUGCCUUUGUCAAUUGCUUGAUCUUGUAAAGCCAGAAUGCGAAGGAAAAAUCACACUUCACGAUCUGAAGAAAUGUAAGAUGGCAAAUAUAUUUUUCGACACCCUUUUUAACAUCGACAAGUAUUUGGAGCACGAGCAAAAGGAUCCUUUUUCUAUCCAGAGGCAGGAUGUGGAGAAUGAGGGACCAGAAAUGACUGACUGGGAGCGGUAUGCUGUAAAUGAGUAUGAAAGUCUGGUGGCAGAAGAGGCAGCUAACGAGAACUGGAAUGAUGGGGACUCUGAACUCUCUGACUACUGAAGGACCCCACUGUUUUGUUCCAAAAAAAGAAAUUUGAAGUUUGGAUCCUUUUGAAAUGAGUGUUCGUUUAAAAAAGAAAAAAAUAAUAAUCAGCAUCCAAGAAAUGAGCUGAAAGUUUACUGUUGAAGAUUCUGAAGUGCCCUGUGAUGAGUGUGGAGUCUUUUGGUAUAGAUGAACAUUAAUUCAAGAGUACAUUGUCGGAUGUGGGAGUCCCUGCAGCAGGUCUGCUUUGGAGAACUUUGAAAUACAAGCAACAAAUUUAAAAUCAGAAUUGAAUUGCUCCUGGCCUCUUUACCAAUUGUAGGCAAUGCUGGAGGAAAAGUUUUUUCAAAACCCUCGUUUUCAGUUUUAGAGUUGGAGUGAACACACAGAAUCUUUCUAAGUUGUAAGUUUGAGAAUAGCUGUCAAGAAUGGAAUGGCACGUAUGUUGGACAAAGAUAAGUGAGGUGAGUUUCUUACUCGUCUUCCCUGGAAGUGCAGAGUAUUUUCACUGUGCAGUGAGCUACUUGGUACUCCAUUAAUUCUGGAGCAAACAUGACAUCUGUGUAACUCACGUAUUGCAGUUGGCUGGAGGUGCAAGUGGGUUCAAAAGCUAAACAUAAUUUUGUAAAAGUCAACAUUAUACAGCAGAGGAUUUAUUGCAGUGAUGCACAAGUAUUCGUUGUUUAAUGGUUCUUUUUGACUUCCACCACUUUAAAAAAAAAAACAGUGUAGCUGCAUACUGUAAAGCCAUAAAAACUGAGGUGCCUCGCCUAACUAUUGUUAAAUGUAGUGAACUAAGUGUGGAAGUUAAAGAAAAUAAUAUGGAUUUUGUGUGAAAUUGCUCUUACCUGAAUGUGCUCUUACACACUGCAGUAAUGGUUCUGAACACUGGUAAUAAUGACGUUUCAGUCAUCUGGACCACUGAAACAUUUACAGCAUCUCUGCAGCUGACUUUUAUUAGUCAUCUCUGGUUAGCAUUUAGAACAUUCAAUUCCUGUUUGGAUCAACCGUCACUACAUUCCACAAGAACAAAAAUAUAUCGCCGACGUACGAACAUUUUUCCAUUCACAGUUGCCCAAUGAUCACUCUGCGCUGACCUUAACAAUGUGCCUUAUGUUUAAAGGGUAAGGUUCUUUUUACACAAAAUAUUUGAAAUGAAAAUUUGCUGUGGCAAUCUAAGUUAUUAGAAUAUGGUGUACAUAUUUAAUCUUUGUGUAUAAUUUGUUUUAUAGAAUCUUGCAGUGUAUAUUUGUUGUGCGAAUUCAUACUUUUCUGUGUUGAGAUCAUGAGCUUGUGUAUUUUUGAAAAUAAAAGAGAUGUUUCGAUACUA